AUGGCGACUGUGAACACUGUCAUUGCCCCGGCCACCAUCCCCGUUCGGGGUGGAAACGAGCGCCUCAUGGCUCUUGAGCUGGAGGAUGGCACAGUUUACCAGGGAUACAACUUCGGUGCGGAGAAGAGUGUGUCUGGUGAAUUGGUCUUCCAGACCGGCAUGGUUGGAUACCCUGAGUCCAUCACCGACCCCUCAUACCGAGGCCAAAUCCUCGUCGUUACCUUCCCCUUGGUCGGUAACUACGGCGUACCUUCACGGGAAGAGAUGGAUGAGCUACUGCAGACUCUGCCCAAGCACUUCGAGUCGAGCCAGAUUCACGUUGCGGCAUUAGUGGUGGCAGCCUAUGCCGGCGAGGACUACUCACACUUCUUGGCCAAGUCUUCUCUUGGCCAAUGGCUGAAGGAGCAAGGCGUCCCAGCAAUUCACGCUGUUGACACACGUGCUUUGACCAAGCGUAUCCGUCAAAAGGGUAGCAUGCUCGGUCGCCUGCGCUUGCAAAAAUCAGGCGAGCCCAGCAGCGUUUCCGGCGGCUUCGAUGAGUCCAACUGGAAGUCACACUUUGAAGAGGUCGAAUGGGUGGAUCCCAACACUAAGAACCUCGUUGCAGAGGUUUCCAUCCGUGAGCCUCGUGUCUUUUCUCCCCCAGCCGACGUUGCCCUUAAGCACCCAUCAGGCCGACCUGUUCGCGUUCUCUGCUUGGACGUGGGUAUGAAAUUCAACCAGUUGCGCUGCUUACUCUCCCGCGGAGUUGAAGUGAUGGUCGUACCUUGGGACUACGACUUCCCUACCCUCGCUGGAAAGGACUACGACGGUCUUUUCGUCUCCAACGGUCCGGGUGACCCUGCUACGCUCUCAAAGACGAUUGAGAACCUGUCGAAGACAAUCCAGGAGGCUCGUACCCCGGUCUUUGGUAUCUGCCUGGGUCAUCAGCUGAUUGCCCGCUCUGUGGGAGCCACUACUUCGAAGAUGAAGUUUGGUAACCGUGGCCACAACAUUCCUUGCACAAGCAUGAUCUCCGGAAAGUGCCAUAUCACAUCCCAAAACCAUGGAUAUGCUGUGGACGCCUCUAGCCUGCAGAAUGGCUGGGAAGAGCUGUUUGUGAAUGCCAACGACGGCAGCAACGAGGGUAUUCGUCACACCACCCGUCCCUUCUUCAGUGUUCAAUUCCACCCCGAGAGCACUCCUGGUCCCAGAGAUACCGAGUACCUGUUCGACGUCUUCAUCAAGACCGUUCAGAACACAAUUGCUUCCCCUGCUGCUCUCAACCAGCCUGUAGAGUUCCCUGGUGGCCUCAAAGAAGACAACCGCUUAGCUGCACCCCGUGUGCACGUCAAGAAGGUCUUGGUUCUUGGCAGUGGUGGUUUGAGCAUUGGUCAAGCCGGUGAAUUCGAUUACUCCGGUUCUCAGGCUAUCAAGGCUCUGAAGGAAGAGGGGAUCUACACGAUCUUGAUCAACCCCAACAUUGCCACCAUUCAGACUUCCAAGGGUCUGGCUGAUAAGGUGUACUUCCUUCCCGUGAACGCCGACUUUGUUCGCAAGGUCAUCAAGCACGAGCGUCCAGAUGCCAUAUAUGUCACCUUUGGUGGCCAGACCGCCUUGCAGGUUGGUAUUCAACUCAAGGAUGAGUUUGAGGGACUGGGUGUUAAGGUCCUCGGUACUCCUAUCGACACCAUUAUCACCACUGAGGAUCGAGAGCUCUUUGCACGCAGCAUGGACUCAAUCAACGAGAAGUGUGCUAAGUCUGCAUCUGCAUCAACUCUCGAGGAGUCGCUGCGUGUUGUUGAGGACAUUGGCUUCCCCGUCAUUGUUCGUGCUGCUUAUGCCCUUGGAGGUCUCGGCAGUGGUUUCGCCGACAACAUGGAUCAAUUGAAGGAACUUUGCACUAAGGCAUUAGCAGUCAGCCCCCAAGUCCUCAUUGAACGCAGUAUGAAAGGCUGGAAGGAAGUGGAGUACGAAGUUGUUCGCGAUGCCCAAGACAACUGUAUCACCGUCUGCAACAUGGAAAAUUUCGACCCUCUCGGUAUUCACACCGGUGACUCAAUCGUUGUCGCUCCUUCUCAGACGCUGUCAGAUGAGGAUUACAAUAUGCUGCGAACUACCGCUGUCAACGUGAUUCGCCACCUUGGUGUUGUUGGUGAAUGUAACAUUCAAUACGCCUUGAACCCUUUCUCCAGGGAGUACUGUAUCAUUGAGGUCAACGCUAGAUUGUCUCGUUCAUCUGCUCUUGCUUCCAAGGCCACUGGAUACCCCUUGGCUUUCAUUGCUGCCAAGCUGGGUCUUGGAAUUCCACUCAACGAGAUCAAGAACUCUGUCACGAAGUCCACAUGUGCUUGUUUCGAACCUUCUCUCGACUACUGUGUUGUGAAAAUCCCUCGUUGGGAUCUUAAGAAGUUCACUCGUGUCUCAACCCAGCUUGGAUCCUCUAUGAAGAGUGUGGGUGAGGUGAUGAGUAUUGGCCGCACCUUCGAAGAGGCAAUCCAAAAGGCUAUCCGAUCCGUUGACUUCCACAACUUAGGGUUCAAUGAGACCAACGCCCUUAUGUCUAUCAAGGGCGAGCUUCAGACUCCGUCCGACCAGCGUCUCUUUGCUAUUGCCAACGCAAUGGCUGCUGGUUACUCUGUUGAUGACAUUUGGCAACUGACCAACAUCGACAAGUGGUUUUUGAGCCGUCUCAAGGGCCUGAGUGACUUCGGCAAGUCAUUGACUUCUUUCGACGCUUCUAGCGUGCCUCUUCCCAUGAUUCGUCAGGCUAAGCAGCUCGGUUUCUCCGAUAGUCAGCUUGCCAAGUUCUUGAGCUCAAAUGAAUUGGCCGUUCGCCGCAAGCGUGUCGAAGCAGGCAUUACCCCAGUCGUUAAGCAGAUCGACACAGUCGCUGCCGAGUUCCCUGCGGUCACCAACUACCUUUACCUUACGUACAAUGCCUCCGAGAGUGAUCUGUCCUUUGACGAUCAUGGUAUCAUGGUACUUGGCUCCGGUGUCUACCGUAUUGGUUCCUCCGUGGAGUUUGAUUGGUGUUCUGUUCGCACUAUCCGCACUCUUCGCGAGCAAGGUCACAAGACUAUCAUGGUCAACUACAACCCCGAAACAGUCAGUACUGACUAUGACGAGGCUGAUCGUCUGUACUUUGAGAACAUCAACUUGGAAACCGUUCUCGAUAUCUACCAGCUCGAGACCUCCAGCGGCGUCAUCAUGUCCAUGGGUGGACAGACCCCUAACAACAUCGCCCUGCCCCUCCACCGCUUAAAUUUCUCCCGCAUGCUGGACCGUAUCGGGGUCGACCAGCCUGCCUGGAAGGAGCUGACCAGCAUUGACGAGGCCCGUGCUUUCUGUGACAAGGUUGGAUACCCUGUACUUGUUCGUCCGUCCUAUGUCCUGUCUGGUGCUGCGAUGAACACUGUUUACUCCGAGCAUGACUUGGCAAGCUACCUAGACCAAGCUGCCGAUGUUUCCCGCGAACACCCUGUGGUUAUCACCAAGUACAUUGAAAAUGCCAAGGAAAUUGAGAUGGAUGCUGUGGCUCGCAACGGUGUUAUGGUUGGUCACUUCAUCUCCGAGCACGUUGAGAACGCAGGUGUUCACUCCGGUGAUGCUACUCUCAUCCUGCCACCCCAGGAUCUAUCCGCGGAGACGGUGAGCCGUAUCGAGGAGGCCACCCGCAAGAUUGGUAACGCCCUGAACGUCACCGGUCCUUACAACAUUCAGUUUAUUGCCAAAGACAACGACAUCAAGGUGAUCGAGUGCAAUGUCCGGGCUUCUCGUUCGUUCCCCUUCGUGUCCAAGGUCAUGGGCGUUGAUCUGAUCGAGAUGGCCACUAAGGCCAUGAUUGGCAUUCCAUUCACUGAAUAUCCUCCUGUGAACGUUCCUAAGGACUACGUCGGUGUCAAGGUUCCCCAAUUCUCAUUCUCGCGUCUUUCUGGUGCCGAUCCCGUUCUGGGUGUUGAGAUGGCUUCCACUGGUGAGGUUGCUUCGUUCGGUCGUGACAAGUAUGAAGCCUACUUGAAGGCCCUCUUGUCCACUGGAUUCCGCCUUCCUAAGCGAAACAUCCUUUUCUCGAUCGGUUCUUACAAGGAGAAGCUCGAGAUGCUGCCUUCUAUUCAGAAGCUGCACCAGCUUGACUAUAACCUAUACGCCACUUCGGGUACUGCUGAUUUCUUGAAAGAGAAUGGCGUUCCUGUCAAGUAUCUUGAGCUGCUUGGCGGUGAGGAGGAUGACAUCAAGUCCGAGUACUCUUUGACCCAGCACUUGUCUAACAACCUGAUCGAUCUGUACAUCAACUUGCCCUCCAACAACCGGUUCCGCCGGCCUGCCAACUACAUGUCAAAGGGUUACCGCACACGUCGUAUGGCUGUGGACUACCAGACUCCUUUGGUCACCAACGUUAAGAAUGCGAAGAUUCUGAUUGAGGCCAUUGCCCGCCACUAUCCUCUGAACAUUCAGACCUCCGACUUCCAGACCAGCCACCGUACCGUUGUUCUGCCUGGCCUGAUCAAUAUCGCUGCCUUCGUCCCCGCCCUUGCCACCCCCGGUGCCAAGGACUUCGAGGCUGUUACCAAGGCUUCGAUUGGCGCCGGUUUCUCCAUGAUUCGCGUCAUGCCCGUCGGUGUCGACAGCUCUGUUACUCAGGCUAGUGACUUGAAGAUUGUUCAGCAGAAUGCCCAAGACAAGUCAUACUGUGACUUCAAUAUUUCCGUUGCCGCUACUGCCACGAAUUCCGAUCAAAUCACCCAGGUUACCGGUGAAGUUGGUUCUCUUUUCAUCCCAUUCAACCACCUUUCUGGCAAUAUCAACAAGGUGGCCACCGUGACUAACCACUUCGGUGCUUGGCCUUCAAGCAAGCCUCUGAUCACCGAUGCUAAGGGCACGGACCUCGCUUCCAUUCUGCUGUUGGCCAGCCUUCACAGCCGCAACAUCCACGUCAUGAGCGUAACCUCCAAGGAGGACAUCAAGCUCAUCGCCCUGAGCAAAGAGAAGGGUCUGAAGGUCACUUGUGAUGUUUCGAUCUUCUGUCUUUUCCUCUCUCAGAGCGAUUUCCCUACCUGCACCUCUUUGCCUUCGGCUGACGACCAGAAGGCUCUGUGGAACUACAUGAGCACCAUCGACGUUUUCUCCAUUGGUAGCAUCCCAUACCAGCUUGCUGGCAAGGAUGCCUCCCCUGAUGUUGGCAUUGCUGAAUCUCUCCCGCUCCUCUUUACUGCCGUGGCUGAGGGUCGUCUCACCGUCGAGGAUAUCACUGCUCGCCUGUACGAAAAUCCAAAGAAGAUCUUCGAGCUUCACGACCAGGCCGAUUCUUCGCUUGAGAUUGAGAUCGAUCGCCCUUAUCUGUUCCAGGCCCAGAGCUGGUCGCCAUUCAACGGCAAGAUGAUGCGCGGCUCCGUCCAGCGUGUCACUUUCCAGGGUAAGACUUCCUGCCUGGGUGGUGCGGUUGUUGCCGAUUCUCCUACCGGUGUGGACAUGUCUUCUCACCGUAUCGUUCCUGCGUCUCCUGUGCAAAAGCCCACGACUCCUAUGGUUCGUCCUGAGAGCUCCUUCGACCGCCAUGCUUCUAUCUCCGGUACCCCCGGUCGCCGCACCCGAGCUUUUGAUAACGUCCCGGUCGGCGAGCUUGGACCUCCCCUGUAUGGCCCAUCAUCUCAAGUCUCGUCGGCGCUGCACGAGAUGCUUUCCCGGUCUCCCUUCCGUCAGAAGCAUGUGCUGUCUGUGAACCAAUUCACCCGUGCCGACCUUCACCUGCUUUUCACCGUCGCUCAGGAGAUGCGUCUUGGUGUCCAACGCCAGGGUGUCCUUGAUGUCCUCAAGGGCCGUGUCCUCACUACUCUUUUCUACGAGCCCUCAACCCGCACCUCGGCUUCGUUCGAUGCUGCCAUGCAACGCCUUGGAGGCCGUACCAUUCCUAUCGCUACUGAGCACUCAUCGACUCAAAAGGGAGAGAGCCUCCAGGAUACCCUCCGCACUCUUGGAUGCUACAGCGACGCCAUUGUCCUCCGUCACCCAGAUCCCAAGAGCACCGAGAUCGCAGCCAAGUUCUCGCAGGUUCCCGUCAUCAACGGUGGUAAUGGAUCUAUUGAGCACCCAACGCAGGCCUUCCUGGAUCUCUUCACCAUCCGUGAGGAGCUGGGUACUGUCACUGGUCUCACCAUUACCUUCACUGGUGACUUGAAGUACGGUCGUACCAUCCACUCUCUGAUCAAGCUGCUUCAGUUCUACGAUGUUCGUGUCCAGCUUGUGUCACCCAAGGAGCUGGCUCUUCCUGAGGAAGUUCGCUCUCAGCUCGUGUCUUCCGGUCAGCUGAUUGGCGAGAGCGAAGAGUUGACCCCUGAGAUUGUCGCUGCCUCCGACAUUCUCUACUCCACCCGGGUCCAGAAGGAGCGCUUCACCGACCUCGCUCAGUACGAGCGUCUGAAGAACAGCUUCAUCAUUGACAACGCUCUGCUCAAGCACGCCAAGAGCCACAUGAUUGUCAUGCACCCUCUGCCUCGUAACGCAGAGAUUGCCCCUGAAGUUGACUUCGACCAACGAUCAGCCUACUUCCGCCAAAUGAGAUAUGGCUUGUACUGCCGCAUGGCGCUGCUGGCCCUGGUCUUGGCUCCUUAA
Penicillium chermesinum is the source of this 6591-nucleotide messenger RNA. Its product is annotated as bifunctional carbamoylphosphate synthetase/aspartate transcarbamylase. Gene Ontology annotation, molecular function: dihydroorotase activity; aspartate carbamoyltransferase activity; metal ion binding. Gene Ontology annotation, biological process: L-citrulline biosynthetic process; UTP biosynthetic process; L-glutamine metabolic process. Gene Ontology annotation, cellular component: cytosol; cytoplasm. The record is from RefSeq and is a predicted model, not a curated record. NCBI's taxonomy places the organism in Eukaryota, Fungi, Ascomycota, Eurotiomycetes, Eurotiales, Aspergillaceae. The coding region runs from base 1 to 6591 and encodes 2196 amino acids. The transcript is spliced from 4 exons.